UGUUUAGAACUUUCAAGCGCAAGGAAAUGCCACCAACCUUUCCACACAAUCAUUUUCAUCUUUGGUUUCUUCGCUACCCCGGGAUUUUGUGUGCUGAAAACUUUCAUUAAUCCAAACUUUGUCUUCAAGAUAAUUUCUCCUCUGUUCUGAAAAUAAGUGAUGAUCAUCCAGGCAACAACAACUUCAAAUUUUGGUUCAUUCCCAAUAUGCCCAACAACCAGGCACCAUUCUCAAUCCCGCAAAAUCAUCCCUUUGAAUCUUGUUUCGUCUCAAAAAGGCCAAGAGUUUACCUCAGUAACUCACAAAGGUGACAAAAUGUGCGAGUGUUUUGAUUUGCAUAAAGAGCUAGUCCCAUAUGGAGAUGCUUGGAAUUGGCAGAAAGUGAUUGUUAGAGAGAAAAGCUGGUUGAUUGAAAGGAAUGAAGAAUGCCCAGAUACACUGAUUGUUUUGCAGCAUCAACCUGUGUAUACAAUGGGUACUGGUAGCUCUAUAGAAUACCUGAAUUUUGACAUAAAGAAUGCUCCUUUUGAGGUUUAUCGUACUGAACGAGGUGGAGAAGUUACCUAUCACGGGCCUGGCCAGCUAACUAUGUACCCAAUUAUCAAUCUUCGAAAUCACAAGAUGGAUCUUCAUUGGUACCUCAGGGAACUUGAGGAGGUGGUCAUUCGUGUUCUUUCCUCAACAUUUUCUAUCAAGGCUUCCAGGAUUGAGGGUUUAACUGGAGUUUGGGUUGGAGAUCAGAAACUGGCUGCAAUUGGUAUAAAAGUAUCUCAAUGGAUAGCAUAUCAUGGUUUAGCACUGAAUGUCACUACAGAUUUGGCACCUUUUAAUUUGAUAGUUCCAUGUGGGAUCAGGAACCGGAAGGUUGGAAGCAUAAAGGGGUUACUGGAAGAAUCCUGCUCAAAUGCAAAGGCACAUCAUUUUGAUUAUUCACAACUGAUUGAUAUUACUAGCCAAUCCUUGAUCAGGGAGUUUUCAGAAGUUUUUCAGCUUAAGAUCCAACAAAGAAGUUUGGAGUUUUUGGUGAAGAAACCAGAAAGCUUAUAACAGGAAAAGGAAUUAACUUGAAUCCUGUCUGUGAUAUUUAAGCAAAGAAAAAGGUGCAUUGAUGAGCAAUUUCUCGUGUGUUUUUCAAUGUCUUUGUGAUUCAAGAAUAAGAGGCUGUUGAUAUAGCAUGUUUGCAUUUAUCCUUGUUUGAUCAAUGAUCAAGAUAGGGAACCUCUGACUGUGAAAUCCGAGUUAGCAAAGAGAUUUUAUUUCACUGGACCCAUUCUGAGUUAAAAAACUGUAGGACUUUCUGAUGGUGUGAGAGGUUUGUCCUUGAAGUUUAACCGUGUUACCUUUAUGAUGCCUAACCACAAUCCUAGGCUCAUGCCUUGAGACAGUGCCAAUAAUUACCUAUGGUAGUAUGAGGAAGAAAAAAAGUGGCGCUGCAUUUGCAUGGAGCUGGAUAUCAAGAUCAAUCAACACUAAAAGAUGAUGCAUGUAUCAAUCUGUAUACACGGUUAUUUCUAGAUGUAAACCAUAUAUAGCAUCUUCCACUUACCAUUUACUCCAUCUUUCACGUCAUGAGAUUGUAAGAAAGACAUAAAUGAUACAAAUUUCCGUUUUUUUUUCCA
Molecule: messenger RNA, 1619 nt
Organism: Populus trichocarpa (black cottonwood)
Lineage: Eukaryota; Viridiplantae; Streptophyta; Magnoliopsida; Malpighiales; Salicaceae
Product: octanoyltransferase LIP2p, chloroplastic
Exons: 4
Coding region: 160-1047 (295 amino acids)
Biological process (GO): protein lipoylation
Cellular component (GO): mitochondrion
Molecular function (GO): lipoyl(octanoyl) transferase activity
Source: RefSeq, a predicted model, not a curated record